This is a messenger RNA of Sander lucioperca (pikeperch), 1676 nucleotides long. It is a transcript of the gene yrdc, whose product is annotated as yrdC N(6)-threonylcarbamoyltransferase domain containing. Gene Ontology annotation, molecular function: nucleotidyltransferase activity; tRNA binding; double-stranded RNA binding. The transcript has 6 exons. The record is from RefSeq and is a predicted model, not a curated record. Bases 43 to 846 code for a protein of 267 amino acids. Gene Ontology annotation, biological process: regulation of translational fidelity. Lineage: Eukaryota; Metazoa; Chordata; Actinopteri; Perciformes; Percidae. Gene Ontology annotation, cellular component: cytoplasm.
UGCUCUCUGGCUGUGAAGUGAAACAACCGCCGCUUUGGUUUUAUGAAGUCCGUUUGUAACAUCGCUGUUGAAUUAAUCAAAUCCAGAAGAGCUCACAGUUCAGCCACAGCUCGUCGACUCGGAGAAGAGAUGUGUAAAGAGCUCAAGACCAAAGUGCUGCAUUUGUUGCCGGCGACCUCCAAUGCACCGUCUGUUCAUCAGGAGGGCCACACAGAUGUUGCUGAAAUCCUGAGUUGCACGGUGAAGGCUCUUAAGGAGGGUCAUGUGGUCGGUGUGCCCACAGACACCAUCUAUGGCCUGGCAUGUCUGGCCCAGAACUCUGAAGCCGUCAGAAAAACCUACGACAUCAAAGGACGAAAUGGACAUAAACCACUGGCCAUCUGUGUAGGGGAAAUCCAGGAUAUCUAUAAGUACUGCAAGGUGAAGGUGAAGGAAGCGCUGUUAGGUGACCUGCUGCCUGGUCCCGUCACUCUGGUGUUGGAAAGAUCUGAAGUACUGAACACAGAGCUCAACCCCUUUACUUCACUCGUAGGCGUACGUAUCCCAGACCAUGCCUUUAUGAGACGCCUUUGCCAGAUGUGUGCUGAACCACUCGCGCUUACCAGCGCCAACAUCAGCUCAUGCACGAGCACUGUGGCCGUAAAUGAGUUUCAGGAGCUCUGGCCGAAACUAGCACUGGUGGUGGAUGGCGGACCAAUAGGAGACCACAGCCGCCUCGGAUCAACCGUGGUCGACCUAUCAGUACUUGGGAAAUACCGCAUCAUCAGACCCGGCUGUGCCCUUUCUUCUACGGUUAAUGUGCUGGAGCACAAAUAUGGACUGUCAGAGGACUCGGGGCAAGAAUGACCUUUGAACUCUUUACACUCCAUAACACGCGCAGAGACGCCCAACCGGCGUUGACCCCGGGGCUUCUCAGAAAAGAUGAAUCCUUUUCAUGUUACAUGGAAGAUGAGUCUUUCUCAGGAAGUACUAGAACUCAGGAGCAACUCAAUGGCCAAUAUUGUUCUGGUGGCUGCUUUAAGGUCUGAAAUAACUUUUGAUGAACAUUUUUUCUGCCUUACUAUUGGUGCCUUACUACUAAUAUAAUGGGAUUAUGUGGGAUUUUAGAGUGUCACAGUUCUCUACCAUUUAUUCAGAAACAGAACAAGGUCAGCUCUCUAGUAUGGGUAUGUAUGGAUUUUAUUUUGCAUAAAAUUAAAACUAUCCUCUUUGUACUGUCAAAGCAACGUGGCAUAACGGAGAAAACAAUGGUUUGGGUUUUUAUUUUAAUAACAGUAAGGCACUUAUUUUAUGGCCUGAAUAAUUCUUUGCAAUAAGGGAUGGGUUCUGGGAAUUGCAUUGACUAUACAUCAAACUUGUCCAGAACUAUUUAUUAACUUAUAAAUCCCCUGUAUUUAUUUUAUCCUCAUGUCAGUUUGCACUACAAUUGGUCACCUGCUACAGUUACAAUAACUGUUUUAUGUUGUAGCUUAAACUACAUUACAUUUAACUGUAUAAAAUACUGUAAUAUUUCAGACUUGCACAUUGCCCAAGUGGAUAUACGACAUGAAAUUCAUCUGCCAACUUGCAUGUUAAAAACUGGAGCAUUUUUUAAAUUCUCAAUGCCUGAUGUAAACUUGUUUUGAUGGAUUGUAUAACCUUAGUCACAGUCACAAUAAAAGUUUUGUUUUUCAGUA